GUGACAGUGAAUACACAAUUCCUUACUGUAUAUACGAGAAUUGGGUUGAUUGCUAUCUACUAAGUGAAAAACCAAGAUGGUGUCAGAUACAGUUGAACUCCUGAAGAAUGAGAUUCCUCUGGAGCAACAGUCGGUGGUUUUAGCUGAAGACACUGUAAAUGGUCUUGUUCUUGUGGACAUCAUAAAUGGCUUUUGCACAGUUGGUGCUGGAAAUUUGGCUCCAAGAGAACCCAAUAGACAGAUUUCAGGAAUGAUCAAUGAAUCAGCAAGGCUAGCUAGACUGUUCUGUGAGAAGAAAUUGCCAGUUAUGGCUUUCUUAGAUUCUCACCAUCCUAACAAGCCAGAGGACCCUUAUCCCUCUCACUGUAUUGUUGGGACUGAUGAAUCAAAUCUAGUUCCAGCGUUAAGAUGGCUAGAGAAUGAAACCAAUGUAACAAUCAGGCGUAAGGAUUGUUUUGAUGGAUAUUUUGGCUCAAUGGAAGAAGAUGGUUCUAACGUUUUUGUAGAUUGGGUGAAGAAGAAUAAGAUCAAAACUCUUCUGGUUGUAGGUGUAUGCACAGAUAUAUGUGUUCUGGAUUUUGUAUGCUCCACAAUGUCAGCUAAAAACCGUGGUUUUCUCAAGCCUCUAGAAAAUGUGGUGGUGUAUUCACAUGGCUGCGCUACCUUUGAUAUCCCUAUGGAGGUAGCCAGAAACACCAAAGGAACUUUAACUCAUCCUCAGGAGUUUAUGCAUCACGUAGGUCUGUAUAUGGCCAAAGAACGGGGUGCCAAGAUAGCAAAUGAAGUGUUGUUUGGUGCAGAAGAGAAGGCUUAAGUCUGUUGUGUGUGGCUCUUCUGAAUAAAGCUCUAUAAGAUACUUUAUAUAAGGUUGGUCUAAUAAGUUGCAAAUGGUCUUGUGGAGGUGACCCCCAUUAGGACUAUAUAAUCAUCAUAUGUAAAAUAUAAGCAGCUAACACUUUUAGACCAUGGUAUGAAAUCUAAAUUUUUGUACUUGUAUGCAAAGAGGAUGCUUUAUAUGCCAUUUCAAAUUUCU
This is a messenger RNA of Gastrolobium bilobum, 1033 nucleotides long. RefSeq names its product nicotinamidase 1-like. The transcript has 5 exons. The record is from RefSeq and is a predicted model, not a curated record. Gene Ontology annotation, molecular function: nicotinamidase activity. Gene Ontology annotation, biological process: pyridine nucleotide salvage. The coding region runs from base 77 to 814 and encodes 245 amino acids. Lineage: Eukaryota; Viridiplantae; Streptophyta; Magnoliopsida; Fabales; Fabaceae.